AUGGCGACGUCUAAUGCCGCUGAUGGCAUCCAGUUUGCCACUAGUUCGUCCAUCAUACCCAAAGACAUAGACCCUGGUAAACAUCAUGUUGACCCUCAUCUGGCAAAUUUCGACUUGCGACAAUAUAUCGACUUCAACAUAAGCCCGGAAGAUCUCCACAAAUGCUGGCUGCCUCCUUACAAUGGGCCCUGCAAUGAAAACUGGGAUGAAUUCUACAAUGCCUGGAAGCGGGUUCAAAUUCCGUACCUCGACUGCAAUGACUUUGGGGACACUCUCCAGACCAUGUCCAACGAUACUUGUAUCGCCUAUCAGCAACAGCAUAACGGUCUUUGCAAGUUGCGUCACGCCUUCCGCAGACAGGGUGAUGCCUACAUAGCCCCUGAAGACUUUGAUUACUGUCCUGGUACUGUGCUAAGCUCGCCGUCGAAAGAAGCCAUUCAUCACUUCGCGUAUCGACUCAUCUCGAUGGUCCAAAAGCAAGAGCAAGCGGUUUUUGGCCAAUUCGACGGUGGCGCCAAGGGAGGCAGUCCGGGAAAGUGGUGGAUUGCCCCGCCGAAUCAAAGCAUUGAGCUUCCUUCAGUUGAAACGCCAGACAAGGCACAGCCUGAUGGAGAUGGCGACGGUUUCACUGAGCUCGGUGCAUUGGAUAAAGCUAGACUCGAAGCAGCGGACUACACCGUCCACUGGGUGUGCUACCAGAAAUGCAAGAAAGGACCGUUGACUAAUGAUGAUAAGAGCCAAGAGGGCACAGAGAACAGUCACUUAGCCGUCAUUAUUAGGGAGAGAGCUACCGGUCACACAUGGUACUUCGACUCUCUUCAUACACCAAAGGACGACGCUACGGUAGAUCUCAACGAGAAGCACCAAUCCGUUCUUUCUAGUCUUCACAAGUGGCUUAGCAAAAACAAAGAUGACUUUUCCCCCGUCCUCGAUGGAGGUCGCCACCGUCAUGUACAGGUCAUUCCUCAAGAUUUACCCUGGACAUGUGGCCUGCACGCCAUUGCUCACGCCUUAGCCUUCCUUCGCUUUGGCCUCUUGGGCUGGCACGAGAUUCCUACGUAUGCGAGGGAAAAAACCGACAAGGCGAAGUUGACAAAGUUGAGACAUGAUAUGAUGAAGGCGAUGGAGCUAUCAAUGGGAUUUAGGCCACCUCCGCGCAUGAAUGCCAGUAACAAGAUCCCACUCCCCGAACACUAUGAUCAUGAGCUUGAUCUCAGCACAUUUCGCUUUCCUACGUACCCAAGUGUCGGUGUUGAGAAAAAAGAUCUCCACAGUUACGACAACUUCCCUUUUAACUGGUCUUUUCCGGAGAAGCUCGAUGACCAGUACGAAGAAACCCUCCGAGAAAGUUAUCGGCGUGUACACGUCGAGUGUUAUGAUGGAGUCUCACUUGGGCAUGGGAGCGUCGAUCCCUUCUCUCGCAAGGCUUAUUCAGAUCUUCAUAAUGGGUUGUUGAAAAUGAGGAAUCACGACCUUCUCGAGGGUGAAGAGGUACAUUUUCAUGCAACAAGGUUGAUGAAAAUCAUUCAAGAUCAGGAGGGUGCAGCUUUGGGACCAGCCAAAGAAGACAACCAAGACUGGUGGCUAGCCCCGAUUUUAUACGCGAUCAGAUGUGAGAGAAACAAAGACACUGGCGAAAACUCGGCAAAAACCACAUCCAUCUUGCCACCGGAGAUAUUCAAUGAUAAGAACUUCAAGAUAAUGUGCGGAGAUAGGUCCAAUGAUCGCGAACAGUUUGAAAGCGCCAAAUACACUGUUCACUGGGUACAUUACCACGAUUCCCAUCAGAACGACAAAGGAGUCUUUGAGCACUGGGCAGUCAUAAUCCGCGAAAAGGCCACAAAUUUUGCAUGGUACUUUGACUCUACGAAAGAUGGUCGAAAACAGCGCAAAGAUCGUGCAAUUGAUGCCUUCAACGAAUGGCUAGUAAAGUGCAGAGAACCUAAUUCCGACUUCCCAAAGGAAGUCACUCAGAGCUUCCUUGUCCCGGCUCCGCAGCAAUCAUCUGGAUGGGAAUGCGGCCUUCACGCUAUCGCGCACUCAGUGGCCUUUAUCCGCUUUGGUAUUUUGGGCUGGCACGCACUUCCGCUUGAAGCAAUUGCGCUUGAAGAGGGCUCUAAGGGAACUGGAGAUCAGACUGCUGCUUCAGCCCCUUCAGAUCGUUCAAAAAGGUUGUGUGAAACAAUGAUAGGCUCUUUACACGGCCUAAUGGGAGUCUCUUUGCCACCCACCACUUCCAAAGAUGAUGGAAACGGGACUGCUGAGGCUGUUUCAACAUCAAACAAGAAUGCAAACUCAAACUCUGCUAAUAAGACCAACGCGAGCUCUUCUAGAAACUCCAACCCAGACCGGUUCGGGAAAUCUAACCAAGGAGGCUCUGCACGUAAACCUUCGAACGCCAUGGCAAAAUCCAGCCAGCCGCCCGGCGAAAAUUCCGCCGUAACUGAGACCAUUCCAAGACAUCAUGGGAAUAAACAUGCCGUGCCUCAUCCCAAUUUUUUUAACAAGGUCCAACAUGAGAAACAACGCUCAGAAUUUCGGUUUCCUACCUAUCCAUCCAUACCUUUACGGGCAGAGUAUGUCCGUUCAGUCAAUGAGGAGCCGUUCAACGCCAAAAUGAAGCUCGACAAGGUUUAUGCCUAUUCUCAGGUGUCUACACACAAAUCGCCAUCUUGCGAUCGUGUCAUACUCAAUCAGUCUCCCUACGCCGAACAAGCCUUUGCAGAUAUUAACGACGCUUUACUGAAUUCGCGCCAUGGUGACUGGCUCGAUGGGAAAGGGAUGUAUCAUUUAGCUAGUCGACUCAUUACGUAUGUCCAGAAGGAAGAGUCUGUCAUUCCACCUCCCCCAUUGGGACCUUUUGAGAAUGGACAUUGGUGGAUCGCGCCACAUCCCUUUAUAAUCGAUGUCCCCGACCCGGAUGAUGACUCGAAUCUGCAACCAGCGCGAACAUUCUCGGACGUAGACCAAAGUGUCUGGGGUUUUGACAGCUCCGAUUUUGGAGAGGUUGAAGAGCGGCUGUUCAACCAAGCCCGCUACACGGUUCACUUUAUUCACCAUCCUACCCAUUGGACAGUAAUCGUCCGGGAAGCCGAAACCGGUCACCUGUGGCACUUUGACUCCCUGGCCCGUGGCUUGCGGAGGUUCAGAAGAGCUAUCGAUGCUUUUGAAGAUUGGCUUCGUCGGUGUAACAAACCGAUUCCCGCAACGAGUCAGGCAUUCCAGGUUCCCGUCACACUGCAAACCCGAAAUUGGGAGUGCAGCUUGCAUGCCAUUGCGAAUGCCAUGGCAAUGCUCCGCUUCGGCAUUCUUGGAUGGGACAAGUUGCCGUGUCUCGCCCUGGAGACCGAUCCGGAUCCGGUUGGUCCGGCUGGUAGCGUGACCGCGGACAACCUCACAGAGAUAAUGAAGCGAUCUUUACAUGGCAUCUUCGGCCUCAUGCUGGAUGAAGAUAUUCCCAAUGUCGCCGAAAGAAUGAAGCAAGAGAAUGCUGACGAGGCACUAUUGAUGGAAAUGCAGGAUGAUUCCAUAAUGAACCGGGCCAACAUGUCGUUCGAUGCAGUGAUCAACUCAGUGACAAAUAACCCGAGUGAGUUGGAAAUUCUGAAUCAGCAGGAGCGAAAGGCGCGAGAGGCACGGGAGAAGAAUAGAAAAGAACAGAAGGAGAAGUACGACAGGGAGAUGAAGGAGCGGAACCUGAGGGCGCGAGAGGAACAUGAACAGAAACAGAAACAGGAACAGGCGCAGGAGCAGGAGAAGGAGAAGGAGAGGGAGAAGGAGAGGGAGAGGGAGAGGGAGAGGGAGAGGGAGCUCGAGAAGGAGAGGGAGAAGGAGAGGGAGAAGGAGAGGGAGAAGGAGAGGGAGAAGGAGAGGGAGCUCGAGAAGGAGAAGGAGAAGGAGCAGGAGAAGGAGCGCGAGAAGGAGAACCAGCAGCAAGGGACUUCCAACUCUCUUAAACGUGGAGCGGCAAAUGACCAUGAUGAUGAGCCGUCUGGUCGAUUAAGCAAGAGGUCCAAGCAUACCGCUGAAGACAACCCCACGGAGAAUCCCGCUCUGAGCCCCAACAACAAGAGAAAGACACCGCCACCAGACAUCGAGCCAAAGCCUGCUAAACGAGCCAAGGGGGAGCCGCCUACGAGAUCGAGUGAGAGGCAACGACAAGCCGCCGAAAAGGCAGAGGCUGCUCAGGAGGCAGAGGCUGCUCAGAAGGCAGAGGCUGCUCAGGAGGCAGAGGCUGCUCAGGAGGCAGAGGCUGCUCAGGAGGCAGAGGCUGCUCAGAAGGCAGAGGCUGCUCAGGAGGCAGAGGCUGCUCAGGAAGUAGAAGCUGCUGAGGAGUCAGAUGAUGACGUUGAGGAGCUUACUUGGAGGGAGUCCAGGAGGGCCAGAUUUAGAGCGAUGCUCAAGGCCGAUCUGAUAGAAGAGUGCAAAAGAAGGCUAAUUGCUGGACCUGGUGACGAGCAUAGAACCCUCACCUAUAGGGCUGAAAAAACCGUCGAAGGUCUCAUCGACGCGUUGAUGUGGUACGAUGAACCCGAGGGUUACGAGGAAGAUCUCGAAGAAAAGGGUUGGGAGGAGUUGAAGGAAAUGUGUAAGACAACGUACAAGUUGUAUUACAGCGGGAAAAAAGCGGAUGUUAUGAGAGACAGGUUGAGGUGGUUCUAUGCCGAGCAACAACGGCAUGUUCAGGCGCUUAUUGAGCAGGAAGAAAUACCUCCUAAUUGGAAAGAGCAGGACGAGGCGGAGGACGAGACGGAGGAUGAGGAUGAGGAUGAGGAUGAGGAUGAGGAUGAGGAUGAGGAUGAGGAUGAGGAUGAGGAUGAGGAUGAGGAUGAGGAUGAGGAUGAGGAUGAGGAUGAGGAUGAGGAUGAGGAUGAGGAUGAGGAUGAGGAUGAGGAGGAGGUUUCUGAGGAACCGUGA
Neurospora tetrasperma FGSC 2508 is the source of this 4917-nucleotide messenger RNA. RefSeq lists its product as uncharacterized. Gene Ontology annotation, biological process: proteolysis. NCBI's taxonomy places the organism in Eukaryota, Fungi, Ascomycota, Sordariomycetes, Sordariales, Sordariaceae. The record is from RefSeq and is a predicted model, not a curated record. Gene Ontology annotation, molecular function: cysteine-type peptidase activity. The transcript has a single exon. Bases 1 to 4917 code for a protein of 1638 amino acids.